AUGGAGGACGAUCCCUUGAUCACGCUCAAGGUCCUGGACCUGGAAGGUCGCAGGGUCUACCACACCAUGAGGAUGAACAACAGGCUGCAAGGCCUCAUGGAUGCCUAUUACAAGAAGGUGGCCGAUGUGACCUACGGCAGCGGGACCUUCAUGUUCGAUGGAUCCAUCCGGCUGCGGGGCACCAACACGCCGGCCGAGCUCGAUCUGAAUGAUGAAGAUGAGAUCGAGUUCUUCCCGACCAUGAUUGGCGGCGGAUCGGUCGGUGCGUGA
This is a messenger RNA of Miscanthus lutarioriparius, 270 nucleotides long. The record is from the annotation of a GenBank genome assembly. Lineage: Eukaryota; Viridiplantae; Streptophyta; Magnoliopsida; Poales; Poaceae.